This is a messenger RNA of Cylas formicarius (sweet potato weevil), 754 nucleotides long. RefSeq lists its product as uncharacterized. The record is from RefSeq and is a predicted model, not a curated record. Bases 114 to 752 code for a protein of 212 amino acids. The transcript is spliced from 5 exons. NCBI's taxonomy places the organism in Eukaryota, Metazoa, Arthropoda, Insecta, Coleoptera, Brentidae.
CCGACAUUAGGAGUUACGGUAAAACCAAACCUGUGGUCGGAAAUUGAAUCGUAUGUAUCUACGAAGCCGGUGAAACAGAUAAUACACUAAGAUAAUCCCAGCAAGAAAACAAAAUGAAAGCGUCGCUCAUGCUCGUAUUAUUUCACACCUACGCGCUACUUGCGUCCGACAACCCACGCGAGCGAGACAAAAGGGGUUUGUAUCUGCCACUGUUUUAUCCAUUUGGAGGAACAUUCAAGUUCGUGCUAAGCUUUGCUAUACCUGUAAAGUUCGCGCCCAAAAGAGAGAUGGGUAUCGGCUGGAACUUCCAAUGGCAGUACGCGCUACCGAGAAAUACCACCAUGGUGGAAACUUAUCCACCCACCGUUUCAAGAUCCGACAGAGCUUUAAAGGAAGCACAAGGAAACAAUAUCGAUAACACAAGCGACCGGGCGAUGUUUUACAAUGUCGUCGAGAGCAUGCUCAACAAGGAAGGAAUAAACGGACGGGACUGCCUGCUGAGGACAAUCUGCGAAAACGCGGAGCACAGCGCUUCAAACGAUUUCAAUGGUUUCUACGGGCAAAUACUGCAUAUUCUUUUAACACCCAGUUACGGGACAGACGAGCCAGACUUGGAUCUUGACAUCGCUUAUGUCGACGCGCAAAGCGCAGGGGAAUACGGGGUUGAUUGUCGAUCUCUGUAUCCGGGUUGCGACUUAGACGGGCGAGGCUUUUUUGAUUUGUUCAGCGUAGUGGAUUUGCUGCCACACUAGUC